Molecule: messenger RNA, 1974 nt
Organism: Quercus lobata
Lineage: Eukaryota; Viridiplantae; Streptophyta; Magnoliopsida; Fagales; Fagaceae
Product: trihelix transcription factor GT-1-like
Exons: 5
Coding region: 404-1408 (334 amino acids)
Source: RefSeq, a predicted model, not a curated record
AGGAGGAGCUGAAAUGAACAGUAGAACACAAGAAAGAAAGAGAGGAGUCCAUAUCAAGUUCAACCGAUUCUCCCAUUUCUCCGCUAAUCAAACACAAAGCUUUUACUUCACGCACCUCUCUCUCGCUCUCUCUCUCUCUCUCUCUCCCUCAGCUCACAAGGACACACUUAUUUGCUAAAACCCCAAAAUUACCGUUUGCAAUAAAGUGAAACCAAAUCCAAAAAAAGAGAGAAAAGAACCGCACUCAACUUCAAUCCCCUUACUUAUUACAACAACAAAAUGAACUUUUUUUACUCUCACUCCCACUUCCUCAUCUCAAUCUAAUUCUCUCUCUCUAUCUCUCUCUUUCUCGGAGGCAUUUUCACAAACACCUACAUCAGAGAAAAAACAAAAGCCCACCACCAUGUACUUGUCCGAGAAGCCCCGCCCCAUAGACUUCUACAAAGAAGAAGGCGCACGCGACAUGAUGAUCGAGGUCGUCUCCAAUGGCGGCGGCGGCGGCGGCGACUUGCCACCUCACCACGCUCCUCAACCUCACCCUCACACGCACGCCCACUCUCACCACCAGCACCAGCAAAUGAUUCUCGGCGACAGCAGUGGCGGCGACGAGGACCAUGAAGUCGAGGUCGAAGUCAAGGCUCCCAAGAAGCGAGCCGAGACGUGGGUCCAAGACGAGACUCGUAGCUUAAUCUCUCUGCGCAGAGAAAUGGACGGGUUGUUCAACACUUCGAAGUCGAACAAGCACUUGUGGGAGCAGAUUUCAUCGAAGAUGAGAGAAAAAGGGUUCGAUCGAUCACCCACUAUGUGCACCGACAAGUGGAGGAACUUGCUUAAAGAGUUCAAGAAGGCUAAGCACCAAGAUAGAGGUAGUGGGUCUGCUAAGAUGUCUUAUUACAAAGAGAUUGAAGAGAUUUUGAGAGAUAGGAGUAAGAAUGCACAGUACAAGAGCCCCACUCCACCUAAGGUUGAUACCUAUAUGCAAUUCUCUGAUAAAGGUAUUGAGGAUGCUGGCAUUUCUUUUGGACCAGUGGAAGCUACUGGCAGGCCAACACUCAAUCUUGAGAGACGUUUGGAUCAUGAUGGACAUCCUCUUGCCAUUACCACAGCUGAUGCAGUUGCAGCAAGUGGUGUUCCUCCUUGGAAUUGGAGAGAAACCCCUGGAAAUGGUGGGGAGAGUCAGUCAUAUUGUGGGAGGGUAAUAUCAGUCAAGUGGGGUGAUUACACUAGAAGGAUAGGUAUUGAUGGCAGCACAGAUGCCAUCAAGGAGGCAAUAAGAUGCGCUUUCAGGUUGAGAACCAAACGUGCGUUUUGGUUGGAGGAUGAGGAUCAGAUAAUCCGAAGCCUUGAUCGGGAUAUGCCUUUGGGGAAUUAUAUGCUUCAUCUUGAUGAAGAAAUGUUGAACUCCUAAUUGCAGGAUUGGCCGUUAAAGUGUGUCUUUAUGAUGAGUCCGAUCACAUACCAGCAAUGCAUACUGAAGAUAAGAUUUUUUACACUGAAGAUGAUUACCGUAAUUUUCUGUCUCAACGAGGCUGGUCAUGUCUAAGGGAGCUUGAUGGGUAUCGAAACAUUGAUAGUAUGGAUGAUCUUCGACCUGGUGCAAUAUACCGUGGUGUGAGUUGAAGACAGCUCAUCAUUGUCUGGAUGGAGGGACCUCAUUCUGUUUUCUUCUUGAUGUGAGUGCGACCGGCUUGGAACCGUCUAGCUCAGUUGUGUAUAAUGCUGUUCUCCAGUUAAUUUGGUUAAAUACUGACACUGGAGGGACUUUGUUAUUCUGUUUACCAUACCUACUGAUCAGGUUCCAUGUUGCUUAGUUGUGUAUAAUUCAGAAUUAUAUAGUAGCACAUGGAAAAAAGCCUGUUGCACAAAUUCUGAUCUCAACGUAUAGUGGCCUGAACAGCUUGUGUGUAAAUAUGUAUUUCCAAUGACAACAAAGGGUUUCCAAGUUCAUUACCAGUAAAAUCAUUUUUCCCACUA